Molecule: messenger RNA, 600 nt
Organism: Geodia barretti
Lineage: Eukaryota; Metazoa; Porifera; Demospongiae; Tetractinellida; Geodiidae
Source: the annotation of a GenBank genome assembly
UAGACGCGCCGGUCUCAAAAACCGGUGGGAGAAUAUCCCGUGUCAGUUCGAGUCUGACCUUCGGCACCAGUUUCUCAAUUGCACUUUUCCCAAGUGUGAAAUUGGUAUCAAUAGCAGUUUUGACGGCAGUAUUGCCGCCAUUUUGCCGCCAUUAAUAUCGCAAUCGAUAAUUUUCGUACUGGAUCAUAUCAAAACAGGCUAGGUCAGACGCGUUCGCCUUCGUGCUUAUUGAGACUGAAGGCGGCAGUGGCGUCUCCGGGCAGAGCACGUCUUUCCGUUCGGAUGGGCGCUCCAACUGUGUGUAAGCGGGUGCUGGUCCCAUGAUCCUGAUUCAUUUGGCAUUGAAUGACCUCCGCCGGGUUUCGGACUAGAUGGUGGACCGGCAUGAUGUACGAAACUCCGCGCGUGCGGUGCCUAAGCUGGACUUUGUACAUUUGGGGCGGCAACCGCGAUGGCGGCAUGGGAUGGAGCGCAAGUCGCCUCCGGGACUUUCCCACCGUCGGGUUUCGACCCCGACAGUGGAAUACUUCAGGAGGUCAGCGACAGCGGGAAACCCGCAAGUUCGACCGCGAAGCCGGCUUUUGUACAAAGUCCAGCUAU